This is a messenger RNA of Mangifera indica (mango), 3299 nucleotides long. Its product is annotated as dynamin-related protein 3A-like. Gene Ontology annotation, biological process: peroxisome fission; mitochondrial fission. The transcript is spliced from 20 exons. Gene Ontology annotation, molecular function: microtubule binding; GTP binding; GTPase activity. The record is from RefSeq and is a predicted model, not a curated record. NCBI's taxonomy places the organism in Eukaryota, Viridiplantae, Streptophyta, Magnoliopsida, Sapindales, Anacardiaceae. The coding region runs from base 229 to 2706 and encodes 825 amino acids. Gene Ontology annotation, cellular component: microtubule; peroxisome; membrane.
UUUUAAAAUUUAAAAGAUCAUUCACCCUUCUCUUUACUUCACAAGAUCAACGGUUCGCAGAUUAACACCCUCAACACUUACCGUCCACCUUCAAUUCCCCACGCUCGGGGAAAUUCACACCACAACCACCUCACGACACUCGACUUAAUCACACAUUCAAGAUUUCUUAUUUUCUCUCUAAAAUUCGAAUUUCCAAAACGCUACCUUCCUGAUCUACACAUACAGAUCAUGGCGGAAGAACCUGCGACGAUGCCGUUUCCACAGCAGUCAACGACGGCGGCUGUGCCGUUGGGAGGCUCCGUCAUACCUAUAGUGAAUAAGCUACAGGACAUCUUCGCUCAGCUUGGGAGUCAGUCCACGAUCGAGCUUCCGCAGGUGGCGGUGGUCGGCAGUCAAAGCAGCGGCAAGUCCAGUGUUCUAGAAGCUCUCGUCGGUCGCGAUUUUCUGCCGCGUGGGAAUGAUAUUUGUACACGUCGUCCUCUCGUGCUUCAGCUCCUGCAGAUUAACACUGACGAGGAGUACGGCGAGUUUCUGCACUUGCCUGGGAAGAGGUUUUAUGAUUUUUCGGAGAUCAGGAGACAGAUUCAGGCUCAAACAGACAAGGAAGCAGGAGGAAACAAAGGUGUAUCAGACAAGCAAAUCCGUUUGAAGAUUUUUUCUCCUCAUGUUCUUGAUAUUACACUUGUUGAUCUGCCUGGUAUAACAAAGGUUCCUGUGGGUGAGCAGCCUGCUGAUAUUGAAUCACGAAUCAGAACAAUGAUUAUGUCAUACAUCAAACAACCAAGCUGUCUCAUUCUAGCUGUUACACCAGCAAAUUCAGAUUUAGCAAACUCAGAUGCUCUUCAAAUUGCUGGAAUUGCUGAUCCAGAUGGUUACAGAACCAUAGGUGUAAUCACAAAGUUGGAUAUUAUGGAUAGAGGUACUGAUGCUCGUAAUUUGUUGCUUGGUAAAGUAAUUCCCCUCCGACUUGGUUAUGUAGGCGUUGUGAAUCGUAGUCAGGAGGAUAUUAUUCACAACCGAAGUAUUAAGGAUGCUCUAGUAGCCGAAGAAAAGUUCUUCCGCAGUCGUCCGGUAUAUAGUGGUCUGGCAGAUCGUUGUGGUGUUCCUCAGUUGGCAAAGAAAUUGAACCAGAUUCUAGUACAGCAUAUCAAGGCUAUACUUCCAGGGUUAAAGUCCCGCAUAGGCUCUGCCCUGGUUUCUGUGGCAAAGGAGCAUGCAAGCUAUGGAGAAAUCACAGAAUCAAAGGCUGGUCAGGGAGCUCUUCUCCUGAAUAUUCUUUCUAAAUACUCUGAAGCAUUUUCUUCAACGGUGGAGGGGAAAAAUGAGGAAAUGUCCACAUCUGAGCUUUCUGGUGGUGCAAGAAUUCAUUAUAUAUUUCAAUCAAUCUUUGUGAAGAGUUUAGAGGAAGUUGAUCCAUGUGAGGACUUGACUGAUGAUGACAUUCGAACAGCUAUUCAGAAUGCAACUGGUCCUAAGUCUGCACUAUUUGUACCAGAAGUACCAUUUGAAGUUCUUGUUCGACGGCAAAUUGCUCGUUUGUUAGAUCCAAGUCUUCAGUGUGCCAGGUUCAUAUAUGAUGAGUUGAUAAAGAUUAGCCAUCGCUGUCUUGUGAAUGAACUGCAACGCUUUCCUGUUCUCAGAAAGCGUAUGGAUGAAGUUAUAGGGAACUUUCUGCGUGAAGGCCUUGAACCCUCUGAGACAAUGAUUGGACACAUUAUUGAAAUGGAGAUGGACUAUAUAAACACUUCCCAUCCAAAUUUUAUUGGUGGAAGUAAGGCUGUUGAGAUGGCUCUGCAACAGAUUAAGUCCACUAAGAUUCCUCUACCAAUGGGGAGGCCAAAGGAUGGUGUGGAGGUUGAUAAGGCACCAACAUCUGAAAGAAGCUUAAAGUCUCUAGCUAUUCUGGCAAGACAAGUUAAUGGAAUCAUGUCAGAUCAGGGAGUUCGGCCUAUGGCUGAAGUUGAAAAGGUUGCAUCCUCUGGAAACACAAGUGGUUCAAGUUGGGGAAUUUCAUCAAUUUUUGGUGGAAGUGAUAGUCGCACAUCUGCUGCUAAAGAGAGCUUAACAACCAAGCAAUAUAGUGAACCUCAGAGCAUGGAGCAAGUUUUCUCUAUGAUCCAUUUGAGAGAGCCCCCAACUGUGCUUAGGCCCUCAGAAAGCCAUUCAGAGCAGGAGUCUGUUGAAAUUGCUGUGACAAAAUUGCUAUUGCGAUCAUACUAUGACAUUGUUAGGAAGAAUAUUGAGGACUCUGUACCUAAAGCAAUUAUGCAUUUCCUGGUGAAGCAUACAGAACGUGAACUGCAUAAUGUCUUUAUUAGAAAGCUUUAUAGAGAGAACCUAUUUGAAGAGAUGUUGCAGGAGCCUGAUGAGGUAGCAACAAGGAGAAAGCGCACUCGAGAAACACUUCGGGUUCUUCAGCAGGCUCUCCGGACACUGGAUGAAUUGCCGUUGGAGGCUGAAUCAGUUGAGAGGGGAUACAAUAUGGCUGCCGAUCCAACAGGGUUGCCAAAGAUCCAUGGGCUAUCGACAUCAUCAAUGUAUACCACUAGCAGUUUUUCCAAUGAUUCUUACACAGCUUCUCCAAAUAACCCUAAGUACAGGAAGUCAUCUAACUCAGGGGAGCUACAAUCACAUUAUACUACUGCUGACUCUAAUGGAAGUGGGCGAAUGUACAUGCCAGGUCUCUAUCCAACAAUUGAUAUAUAAGCCAUUUGAAUGUUGGUGUCCUCAUUUGAUUGCGCUGUUUCGUUUAAUCCGACAAUAACAUAAAAAUUUCUGCCUUCAGGAGCUGGCUCAUAAAGUGGAGUCGAUGUUAAUGGCUGACAUCGUCCGUUUUCUUGUCUGUCACUUGCAUAUAUAGGGGUUAUAAGUGCAUUGUUUACAAAGUUCUGGAAAUAAUAACAGGGAGCAAAGUAUCCCUUAUUUUGUCACAUGCAAUAGUUCUCAAUAUAUAUUUUUUUGGGAAAGGGUUUUGGUUGGCGAUUUGUUGAGCAUUGAUGAUAUGUUUUCUGUCAAUUUGGCAGCUGAGAUGAUCUUUCAUUUCUAUCACAUGAUCAUCAACUUAAUCAGUACUAGGAUAUUGCUUCUUGAGGUUUCAUGUAAAUAUGAAGUAAUGUCUUUUUGUAUGGUUUUGCUGCUUUGUAUUUAAGAGACAGGCUUCAUUUAGAGGGCCUUGUUCUCUUUUUCCAUUGGUUUGGUUGGAUGUCAAAGUGCCAUGUUUUUUGGAUCAAGCUGUUUGCUUCAAUUGAAUAUUUUGCAUUCAUUCUUUGUAAUAAAAUUUUGAUUUGUUCUUUGUAAAA